GACUUAUUAUAAACCAUGUUUUCCUCUCCCCAGUACCUCAUUGUGCACCAGAACGCGCAAGUGGCGGCUUACAACGACCUGAAAGAGAAUAAAAACAACGUUUUGCUUGGAGGAAAAGAAACACUUCAAAACACCUUUUGGUCAAGCAGAGGAAAGGCAGACGUCAAGAUGAGGAAAGUUAUUUUGCUGUUAAUGAAUUUGGCUGUUUUUGCAAUGGUGAUCAGCUCCGUCGACUCCGAUCUUACUGUCAAGGGAAGUAACUGUCAGAAAGCUGGAGGAGAAUGCUAUCGCAACAGAAGGGCGAACAAAAUUUGUAAGAAAUAUGAUGACGAUGCCAACGACUGCGGACAAUCCAGCAAGUGCUGUCUAGUGACGACCGGUCGCCAGCUAGGGAUCACAGGAAAAGCAAAUAAAUGUACGGAAUCCUGCGACGUCGGAACUUGCACGCCGAAGAACGUGUGGGGGAAAGGGUGGGACGAAUGUGGCAAGAGAUGUGUGUGCUGCACCAACGGUAAGUAUUUAUCUUAAAACGCGAAAAUGAAA
This is a messenger RNA of Penaeus monodon (black tiger shrimp), 543 nucleotides long. RefSeq lists its product as uncharacterized. Bases 16 to 528 code for a protein of 170 amino acids. Lineage: Eukaryota; Metazoa; Arthropoda; Malacostraca; Decapoda; Penaeidae. The record is from RefSeq and is a predicted model, not a curated record. The transcript has 3 exons.